AUGACCUCUUCCUGCAGCUCGUCCACCUUCACCUCCUCCAUGAGCUCCACCAAGUAUCCUAAGGGCUUGGCAAGGAGCGCAGAGGAGCACUCUGGGGUUCAAUGUAAGACCUCCGCUGUGGUGGAGUCCUUCAACCAGGUACAAAAAUCCCCCCAAAUCCCAGAGGGAGAGUCUGUCCCAGAUUUUGAAGUGAAGCUACGGCCCAUCACUGCCCAAGAGGGUGACAAUGCUGCAUUCAAGGCAAAUGUGACUGGGAAUCCACAGCCCAGUGUGAGCUGGGAGCGAGCUAAUCAAAAUUCUGACCUUGGAGGAUGCCGAUGUCUACAAGUGCACUGCCUCCAACAAGCACAGAGAUGCUGCCUUCUCCAUAUCACUCAGUGUUACAGAAAAACCACCAAUGUACUUCAAAAAGAUGCUGGAGAAGCAGCAGGGGCACACGCAUGUUGUCUAAUACUAGCUGUGACACUCCUAGAACCUGUCAAGAGGUAUGGAGAAGAGAAGAAGAAGCCACCUACAGAGGAGGAGAUGUUAAAGAUCCUGGCUGGAGCUGACAAGAAGGACUGGGGGAUCUGUGCCAAGUAUGGCUUCAGCAACAUCAGAGGCAUUCUCAAGAAGUUCAAGGAGAUGAAGAAGAAAGUGGAGGUGGAGGUAGACCUGUGCUGCAGAGAGCUUGCACACAUGACACAGGAUCAAAUAAAGAUGAACAGAUGGUGCGUGUCUUGAAGCCCCUGGAAGACAUCACUGCCAAAGUUGACAUCGUGUUCAACACUGUCUUGGAACUGAAGGAUCCAAACAUCAGGAUCAGUGGU
Molecule: messenger RNA, 809 nt
Organism: Haplochromis burtoni (Burton's mouthbrooder)
Lineage: Eukaryota; Metazoa; Chordata; Actinopteri; Cichliformes; Cichlidae
Product: immunoglobulin superfamily member 22
Source: RefSeq, a predicted model, not a curated record